This is a messenger RNA of Trypanosoma brucei brucei TREU927, 1494 nucleotides long. RefSeq names its product variant surface glycoprotein. Lineage: Eukaryota; Euglenozoa; Kinetoplastea; Trypanosomatida; Trypanosomatidae. The coding region runs from base 1 to 1494 and encodes 497 amino acids. The record is from RefSeq and is a predicted model, not a curated record. The transcript has a single exon. Gene Ontology annotation, biological process: symbiont-mediated evasion of host immune response.
AUGCUUCCAUUUUCGGGAGAGCAACAGCGUCUGUCCGCGCACACAGUGACCCUUCUAACACUGUGCUUCACGACCAUCUUAAGAUUGGCAAAGCCAUCAACCAACGGGUUCAACGAAGCCAAAAUAACACAGCUAUGCGGCACGGCCAUGGCAAUACAGGAUACAGCGGCAGUCGCAAUCGGCCGCCUGCAGAAGCUACACAGGCAAGAGCAGGCGGCGGCCGAAGCCCGAAACAAAUUGCUUCUGGCUGCUCUAGUGGUACCCACUGUAAACGAUACAAUUCUGUUCACAGCAGCGGCUCGAGCAGCAGAGAACUGCCGAGUAGAUGCAACAACCAAAGCAGCAGGAAACGUAGCAGCGGGUGUGACGGCGGCAGCAAACGGUGCCCACGUGGCAGGCCGACUAACGGAGCUAGUGGCGAUACUUCAAGCUACCACAAAGAGCGACACGGCGCGAAAGUGCAUAACACAGGCCAAUACAAGAACCACGAAACUAACAUCGCCAGCAGAAUUCGGAUGCCCGACAACGAUAACGGACGAAUACGCACCGAAGCUAAACCUAGACAGCAGCGAAAUAACUAACAAAGGAUUAGCGAAAUACUCUGGGCCGACGCAACUGCAAGACGCCACAGGAAACAACGUCUGCGCCUUUAUGCUGGGAUCCAACGCGGACAACACGGCGCUAUGGCAGUACAGCGGCAGCGCUACCCCAGCCACGGUAGGCGCAGACCUAAUCACAGUAUCACCCCACACAGGUUCAGGAGCGACAGCAACAAUAGCAGUGGCAAAUGCACUAGGCACAGACUACCAAGCACCCGACUCCGCCACGGCAGCCAAAAAGCUCUUCACCGCCAUCGGCAAAGUAAUGAAACUUCCCGAGAGCACAUGCCCAGAAACAACAGAAAAGGCAAUAUCAGAAGCCCUUACAACAACCACCAUAAAAGCCGAAGUCAAAGAUUUACUCAUAAAGCUCGGCAAAGUCACUAACACUAUGGCCGAUCAAGCAGCCAGAAGCUUGAUAGGACAGGCAGUCAAAGACGAUAACGCCGCCUCGACCGCACGAGUCAACCAAGUGAAUAAGCUAAAGGUGAAAAAAAUAGAUGGCGGAAAACCCAAAGAAGUUAAGAUCGAAACACUAACAGACCCACCAGAAAUAACAACCGCGCUAUUAAUCGCCAUCCCCGAACUAAAAGCUAAGGCGGAUAGAACAGUCGCGUCAGAACCAGCAAAAGACUGCUCUACCAAUGGGGGAAUACAAGAGGAAAACAAAGAAUGCAGUAAAAAAACAGGAGACGAUUGCAAAGAUGGCUGCAAACUCACCGGCGAGGGAGAAAAUAAAAAGUGCGUAAAGGAUACGUAUUUUGUCAAAAAGGAAGUAGAGGGAGGAGAGAAAGAUAGCAAAACCGGAACCACAAACACCACAGGAAGCAAUUCUUUUGUCAUUCACAAGGUGCCUCUAUUGCUUGCAUUUUUGCUCGAUUUUAUAAAUUUAUGA